Molecule: messenger RNA, 831 nt
Organism: Exserohilum turcica Et28A
Lineage: Eukaryota; Fungi; Ascomycota; Dothideomycetes; Pleosporales; Pleosporaceae
Exons: 2
Coding region: 54-719 (221 amino acids)
Source: RefSeq, a predicted model, not a curated record
CUUCUUCUCUCCAACACUAUCAACCUAAACACUCCGCUCUUUCAACCGCAAACAUGCUUGCCAACACUGUUCUCGCGCUCUCUUUCCUGCCCCUUACCUUUGCCCAUUUCAAUCUCAACUUCCCUCCCACGCGUGGAUUUGACGAUGACAAGGAGGGUACAUUCCCCUGUGGAACCUUUGACGACGUCUCGAAGAACCGCACCGACUUUCCCAUCAGCGGUGGCCCCAUCCAGCUGACCCUGGGUCACCCACAAACCAAUGUGGCAGUAUACAUGGCCAUUGGCGACAACCCAGGAAGUGGCUUCAGCAUCGUUGCAAAGAAGCAGUUCAUGGUUGAGGGUCUCGGUGACUUUUGCAUGGGCUCGGUCGCCGUCCCAGAAGGCGUGAACGUCACGUCUGGCACAAAGGCAACUAUCCAAGUCAUUACCAAUGCGCACGGCGAGGGUGGCCUAUACCAGUGCACCGAUGUGACCUUGGUUAGCAAGCAGCUCAGCCAGUCUGAGUUUAGUAGCAACUGCAAGAACAACACCGGUGUCAAGGUGACCCAAGAGAACAUUUCCGGUAACCCCAACGGAACGUCUACGAGCACCGGGCCAAGCACUUCUACCAGUGCCAGUGGCCAGGGAUCGUCGCCUAAAGCGACUGGCGCUGCGUCACAAGCCAAGGCCGCCUCAUGGGUUUUGGGUGCUGUUGGUCUUGCUGGAAUUGCCAUGCUUUGAGUAGAGCUCUUGGAAUAGAUUGCGUUGAUACCAUGCCGAGAGAACCUCUGUAUACAUGGCGUCUUUGGGCGUACGGCUAUUACAUCCUUUUAAUACACUUCCUUGUAACCAA